Vitis riparia (riverbank grape) is the source of this 1619-nucleotide messenger RNA. RefSeq names its product anaphase-promoting complex subunit 5-like. The transcript has 10 exons. NCBI's taxonomy places the organism in Eukaryota, Viridiplantae, Streptophyta, Magnoliopsida, Vitales, Vitaceae. The record is from RefSeq and is a predicted model, not a curated record. Gene Ontology annotation, biological process: positive regulation of mitotic metaphase/anaphase transition; protein K11-linked ubiquitination; anaphase-promoting complex-dependent catabolic process. Bases 1 to 723 code for a protein of 240 amino acids. Gene Ontology annotation, cellular component: anaphase-promoting complex.
AUGGAUGCAGAUAUUGAGGUUUCUGCUGAACUGAAAUUCAAGCACAGAGAGAAAACUGGAGAAGCUAGUUCAUUUGCACACCAUAUGAAAGAUACAUUGAGAGGUAUCGAUCCCAAUGGUGGGAUAUUCCUACGUACAAACUGGCAGAUACAAGGAUACUUAUGUGAGCAAGCUGAUGCAAUUGAGAAGCAUAGCAGGUCGUUUCCUUUAAAUGCCUUUGAAUCUAUUCUAAGGCAGCUUCAGAAACUGGCACCAGAAUUACAUCGUGUUCACUUCUUGCAUUACUUGAAUAACCUUUAUCAUAAUGAUUAUCCUGCUUCAUUGGAGAAUCUUCACUGCUACUUUGAUUAUAGUGCAGGGGCAGAAGGAUUUGAUUUUGUUCAACCUACUUCAUCUGCUAGCAAUAGUUUUGGAAGAUAUGAGAUUGCUUUGUUAUGUUUGGGAAUGAUGCAUUUUCACUUUGGGCAUCCUAAGCAGGCUUUAGAGGUUUUAACUGAAGCAGUUCGUGUUUCUCAACAGCAAAGUAAUGAUACUUGUCUUGCCUACACUUUAGCAGCUAUCUGCAACCUACUGUCUGCAAUUGGCAUCUCAAACACAACUGGGAUACUUGGAUCAUCAUAUGGACAUGUGACCAGUAUAGGAACUUCAUUGUCCAUAAAGCAACAGUUGUUUGUGCUUCUGAGAAGGUCUUUGAAGAGAGCAGAUAGUUUAAAGUUAAAAUGAUUAAUGGCUUCAAAUCGUCUUGCAAUGGCUAAAUUUGAUUUAACACAUGUGCAAAGACCGUUGCUGUCAUUUGGUCCCAAAGCUUCCAUGAAGCUUAAGACAUGCCCAGUUAAUGUUUGCAAGGAACUGCGGCUGAGUUCUCAUUUGAUUAGUGAAUUCGGCACUGACAGUUCUAUAAUGAUAACUGAUGGUGCCUUCAGUACAGCAUGGCUUAAGAAUUUACAAAAACCAAUGGGCUCAUUAGUUUUGUCUCUAGAGAAUGCAUCUGGAGCCAAUUCCAAUGCUUUCAAUUUCUGUGCACAGCCAAAUUCAAUUCCUGGAUCUGUAUUGCAAUUAUUGGGUUCUUCAUACUUUCUCUGGGCCACUGCAUGGGAGAUAUAUGGAAGUUUUUGAAAAUUCUGAGGUUGUGCUGGAUCCUUUAAGGCAAGCUACUGAAGAGCUUGAAGUUUUGGAGUAUCAUGAAUUGGCGGCUGAGGCUUUCUACUUGAUGGCCAUGGUAUUUGAUAAAUUGGGGCAGCUAGAAGAAAGGGGAGAAGCUGCAGCUUCAUUUAUGAAACAUAUCAAGGCUCUCGAAAAUCCUCAGGACGAACAAGAUCCUCUCUUCAAUAUCCACUGAAGAUUGCCAAAGCUGCACACACAUAUAUAUAUGUAAGAAAGUUGUAUCUUGAAUUACACACACACAUAUAUAUAAUUACCCUUGAAUGUCUUGCCUUAAGCAUCCAAUAUGUUUCUCUUGGAAAGACCAUGUAAACUACUUGUAAAUUAUAGGGCAUUUUGUCUUAAUGUAAUCAUUCUUCAAUUGUUGUCACUUUUAUACUUGACAUUUUUUGUUGAUAAAUUAGUGGAUGACAUAAUAUUAAAAAUUGAAUGGCCAAAGAGAUAGAGAAAGUGGUUGA